CUUCCAGCACCUGAGACAGCGGCGGGUAGGACUGCGAUCCGAUAGGAUUUGGCCGGCCGGCGUGGCGGAGCUCGCGCUGCACUGAUUGCGGCGCGCGCCUUUCCACCAGCACUGCGCGCGGAGGAUCAACCUGCGCAAUAACGGUCAGCUUUCCUGUCAGUGCAGAGGGCAGAGCUGACGCACACACCGGAGAGAGAGAGAGGGGAAACCAUCUCCACACGCCGCUCCGAUCUCCCUUCACAUAGCCGAGGAGGGCGACGGAGUGGUACGGAAAUAGUGACUGCCCUCAUGGGUAACCGGGACAUGGAGGACCUGAUCCCGCUGGUAAACCGGCUGCAGGAUGCUUUCAGCGCCAUUGGGCAGACCUGCAACCUGGACCUGCCGCAGAUAGCUGUGGUGGGCGGCCAGAGCGCCGGGAAGAGCUCGGUGCUGGAGAACUUCGUGGGCAGGGAUUUCCUUCCACGUGGAUCAGGCAUUGUGACAAGACGUCCUUUGGUUCUUCAGCUCAUUAAUUCUACAACAGAAUAUGCAGAGUUUCUACAUUGCAAAGGUAUUAAAUUCACUGAUUUUGAUGAAGUGCGGCAAGAGAUUGAAGCAGAAACUGAUAGAGCAACAGGCAUGAAUAAAGGCAUUUCUCCCAUCCCUAUUAAUUUAAGGAUAUAUUCUCCAAAUGUAUUGAACUUGACGUUAAUCGAUUUGCCGGGCAUUACAAAAGUCCCAGUAGGGGAUCAGCCUCUGGAUAUUGAAGCCCAAAUACGUGAAAUGAUUAUGCAGUUUAUCAUAAGAGAGAAUUGUCUGAUACUCGCUGUGACUCCUGCCAAUACAGACCUUGCAAACUCUGAUGCUCUGAAGCUGGCUAAAGAUGUUGAUCCACAAGGUUUGAGGACCAUUGGAGUGAUCACAAAACUGGACCUGAUGGAUGAAGGAACAGACGCACGAGAGAUUUUGGAAAACAAGUUGCUUCCUCUUCGAAGGGGCUAUGCUGGUGUCGUGAACAGAAGUCAGAAAGAUAUUGAUGGUAAAAAGGAUAUUCAGGCUGCCUUGACAGCAGAAAGGAAGUUUUUCCUGUCUAAUCCAGCCUACAGGCACAUGGCAGAUCGCAUGGGGACCCCUCAUCUUCAGAAAGUUUUAAAUCAGCAACUAACCAACCACAUACGAGAUACGUUACCUGACUUCAGGAACAAACUACAAAGUCAACUUCUAUCAAUAGAACAUGAAGUAGAGAUUUUAAAACAUUUUAAACCUGAAGAUCCUUCUAGGAAAACUAAGGCAUUGCUUCAAAUGGUCCAGCAUUUUGCAGUGGACUUUGAGAAAAGGAUUGAAGGAUCUGGAGAUCAGGUGGAUACCCUGGAGCUCUCUGGUGGUGCCAAAAUCAAUCGUAUUUUCCACGAGCGUUUCCCGUUUGAGUUAGUAAAGAUGGAAUUUGAAGAAAAGGACCUUCGGAAGGAAAUUAGCUAUGCAAUCAAAAAUAUUCAUGGAAUCAGAACUGGACUGUUCACUCCAGAUAUGGCAUUUGAAGCAAUAGUGAAGAAACAAAUUGUGAAACUGAAAGGACCAGCACUGAAAUGUGUGGACCUAGUAAUGCAAGAAUUAAUUGAUACUGUUAGGAAAUGUUCAGCAAAGCUUUCUGAUUAUCCAAAACUAUGUGAAGAGACUGAAAAGAUUGUUACUACAUACAUACGUGAAAGGGAAGGAAAAACCAAAGAUCAAGUAUUGCUAUUGAUCGAUAUCCAGCUCUCUUAUAUUAACACCAAUCAUGAAGAUUUUAUUGGUUUUGCCAAUGCACAACAAAGAUGCAACCCUCUAAAGAAGAAAAGCCCAAUAGGAAAUGUGGAUUUUAACAAAGUUCCUUCUACUUGCUUAAACACUUCUACCAAGACUUUGGAUGCUGAAGAUCUGCCUCGAGCUUCCCUUAACCGUGUAUUUUGUGUGGUCAUUCGUAAAGGCUGGUUGACUAUAAGCAACAUCAGCAUCAUGAAAGGAGGUUCCAAAGACUACUGGUUCAUUCUUACUGCUGAGAGCCUUUCCUGGUAUAAAGAUGAUGAGGAAAAAGAGAAGAAGUACAUGCUACCUUUGGACAACCUGAAGGUCCGUGAUGUGGAAAAAGGAUUCAUGUCCAGUAAACACAUCUUUGCGCUGUUCAACACGGAGCAAAGGAAUGUAUACAAGGAUUACCGGUGUUUGGAAUUGGCCUGUGACACCCAGGAAGAAAUGGACAGUUGGAAGGCAUCCUUACUUCGUGCUGGCGUCUAUCCUGAUAAAUCAGCAGCUGAUACAGAAGAAGAGUCUCAGGCUGAUCAUUUUUCAAUGGAUCCCCAGUUGGAAAGGCAGGUGGAGACCAUUCGGAACUUGGUAGACUCGUACAUGGCAAUUAUUAACAAAUGCAUUAGAGACCUGAUACCGAAGACCUUAAUGCACCUCAUGAUGAACAGUGUGAAGGAAUUCAUCAACUCUGAGCUCCUUGCUCACUUGUAUUCUUCUGAGGAUCAAAACACUUUGAUGGAGGAGUCUGCUGAGCAGGCUCAGAGACGAGAUGAAAUGCUAAGGAUGUACCAUGCCCUCAAGGAAGCUCUUCAAAUCAUUGGGGAUAUCAGCACAACAACUAUUUCUACCCCUUUACCCCCACCUGUAGAUGAUUCCUGGAUGUUGCAGUCACGCAGGUCUCCACCUUCAAGUCCAACAAACCAAAAAAGAUCUGUUCAGCAAGCUACUACACGACCACGUGGCCCUGCACCUUCUGCUCCAUCUUCAGGCAUUCAACUAGCGGCUCCUCCAGUACCUAACCGUCCUGGGCCUUUACCUCCUUUUCCCAACAACAAUGAUCCAUUUAUGAUGCCACCUCAGAUACCUUCACGACCAUCUCGUGCUCCACCCAGUGUUCCCAGCCGAAGACCACCUCCCUCACCCACUCGGACAACUAUUAUACGUGCAUCGGACCCACCACUCUUAGAUUAAUGUUUACAUUAAGAGUGAGAGUAUAGUAGCAUUCUCUGUAGCUCAUUCUUGGUAACACUUCAAUUUGCUCAAGUAAAAUCUAUGCUUGUGUGGGUAUGUAGUUCUGUGGCCAAUCUACUAUGGCAAUGUGCACCUUUGCCCUUUUUUGUCGCAUGGCUGAACUGCAAAGCAUUUCACCGUCAUGUGAAGACAUUAUUAGACUCUGCUGUGGAUUUCCCUCUCAAGCUUGUUUUAGUGGUUGAAGAAGACCUGCAUUACUGUACUGCUUCCUAACAUUGUGUAUUAGAUUGUGUCAUCAACAUUACCUUAUAUUUUUCUAACUUGUUUCUGGUCAUUUUUUCUUCUAUGAGUGUAAACUAGCAAAGCCACAAAUUACCUUUAACUUUGUAUUGUGGAUUAUUAUUUUUUUUUCAUUAAUUCUUUGGCGACACUCAGGAUCAUUAUGUUGUAUGUGGAGCAAAGAAAAUCUUAUUUUCUUGUGUGUAUUCCUACUGGUCAUUUCUAAAGUUUUGGUUAUUUUCUGGGUGUUGGAGCACUAACUACCUUAAACUGAAGCAAAUAUAUUGAAACACCUGUAGUAAGCAUUUAGAUGUUACAAACCAUUUAAUUGAACUAAAUAUAAAAUGGCUUAAAAUCAAACAAUGUGUGCUAAUCGUAUCUCGUGCUAAUCUAUUAACAGUUUUAUUACAGGGUACAUACUUAGCGUGUGCUCCUUGCCUGUAGAAUAGACUGUACCACAUUUAGCCUGAAGUUUGUAUUAUGUUUGUCCUGUAUACUUGCAAUAUUUACCACCAUCCACUUCUGAAAAUGGAAUAUGUUCAUGUAUCUAAUUCAUAUGAAUAAAAUCUAGAUAA
This is a messenger RNA of Pelobates fuscus (common spadefoot toad), 3809 nucleotides long. It is a transcript of the gene DNM3, whose product is annotated as dynamin 3. Gene Ontology annotation, biological process: receptor internalization; synaptic vesicle endocytosis. Gene Ontology annotation, cellular component: microtubule; plasma membrane; cytoplasm. Gene Ontology annotation, molecular function: GTP binding; microtubule binding; GTPase activity. NCBI's taxonomy places the organism in Eukaryota, Metazoa, Chordata, Amphibia, Anura, Pelobatidae. The coding region runs from base 289 to 2955 and encodes 888 amino acids. The record is from RefSeq and is a predicted model, not a curated record. The transcript has 22 exons.